Messenger RNA from Bursaphelenchus xylophilus (pine wood nematode), 1679 nucleotides. The record is from the annotation of a GenBank genome assembly. Lineage: Eukaryota; Metazoa; Nematoda; Chromadorea; Rhabditida; Aphelenchoididae.
AUGUUAUUUGUAAAUGCCUUCUCAACCCUAACACAAUAUGUUCUACCCAUUGUCACUGUCGCCGAGUCCAUUUGUGCCCCGUUCAUCACAUAUCUCGCAUUAUUCCACUCCAAGAAAAUGCAUCGAUAUCGAUUUUUGAUCAUGAACAACGUCUUCUGGAGCUGUUUGUUCAAUUGGACGGUGUGGUUCGCGAAGCCAGCAUUUCUGUUCCCGGCGGCGUGCUUGAUCCUCUACAACCCUCAAGUCCAUUGGGUCGUGCUGGCCAAGGCGGUCGCCUCGUUUAUGAUGUUCACCUUUAUUAAUGUGGAGUUGGCUAUUGUGUGGACGUUGUGCUACCGGUAUUUUAUGGUAGGAACAUUCUCGGAUUUUUUUAACCCUUUUUUAUUUUCCGGCCUUCCCAGGGAAACUCAGCGAUUUUGUGGAGAAAGGAAAGGUCGCCUUGAUAGUCAUAGCGGCGAUACAAGUUCUGUUCUAUUCCAUUUGUUUCCUGCCGUUUUUCCUGCAUCCAAUUCGAAGUAAGUUGCCCUUUGUCGAAAGGCCCGACAAGCCAGUAACGAGACAAGACGCUCGAGAGUCAAGUGAUUUAUUCAGUGGAAAGGAGGCCUUUUAUAGGGAAGCCCCACGUAGGAAAGUACAAUCAAAUUUGAAUAAAUGAAGAUCGUUCCUCGUGGGAAGAUCCUCGAAGCUCGGUCGUUCCGCCUCACACCUUUUAAUCGGCCUUAGUAGAUACGCAGACCAACUUCGACAUCUCUAAUAGCAGUUCCUAAGCACGUCAAUCCAGCGCAUUUCCUGAACCCUUCCGAAACUUCGUAUCGUUUUAAUUGAUUUAAAAAAGAGACGAAAUGUCGCGAAAUUAUCGGCACUUUUUCUCGCCCAAAAUAAUUGCUUUUUCUCGAAAAGGAAGAAGAAAGAUAAGAAAAUGCUUUUUAUCGGAUAGUGACAUUUCGUUUUGAACGAAUCGCCAAAAAGGGGAGUGAAAUUUUUUCUUCUAUUUUGGAUUGACGUGCUAGGCGGUUUAUGCCCAGCCCAUUAUACGUAGGCUAUAGGUGGGAAAAAACGUUGUUGUUAACAACUUUUCGAUUAAUUUUAGGCUCUCCUGACCAGUCGAUUGAAAAGAUCCGUCUUCUGGACCAGCUUCCACACUUCGAUGAGCUGGAGGGCGAGAUUGGAUACAUUUGCGUUCCAAACUUGCUCCUCGUCUCAGAAUGGACCUUUGCCGCCUUCCUAGCUGUUAUCUCAUUUUUUGUCUUUGGCAUGGUACUGAUUUCCAUCAUGUUCUACAGGGUGAUGAUCGUCUUCCCCAGGUCCAACAUGAUGUCCAGCACGCUGCAGAUGCACACCAUGCUGUUCAAGGCAAGUCGCUGGCCAAAAUGGGCCCUAAAUUUUAGGCGGUUGCAGUCCAGUUACUCGUCGCUUUCGGGUUUAUCCUGUUCCCCACCGCCCUCCUUCUACUCACAAUCUCUGUCCGGUGGACGGAAGGAACAAGCAUUGCUGCUUUAUGCAUCAUGCUGGUGCAGGCUCAUGGCUGCGUCGACUUCCUUACAAUAAUUUACUUCAUAACGCCGUAUCGGAGAAAACUUCUGCAAAUUCUUGGCCGUAAUUAUAGGAGAAUCAAGACACGGGUCAGUAGUACAGUCGCCCAGCCAGUCUCACCGGCAGACGAGCCGGAACCUGACUGA